AUGGCGAGCAACCAGGCUGUAGAUGCCGCAGAGCGUGAGCGGCAAGAUCGCUUUGAAAUCAUUCCUCAGGGCUCUUUCCCCCCUGGAUUUUCCCCGUUCUUUCCCCAGUCACCGGCCUUCCCUGUCGAAAGCAUGACCAAAAAAUCACCGCAGCUCUCUGGGUUCCCGUCCCCGGGAGAAAAGGAGCAUCAACCGAACAUGCCGCUCGCAAGCAAACGGUCACGUCACAGCCGAGCAGCUAAGGAGACUCGAGCUCAAUUGACGCAGCUCUUCAACGAAUUUGCGGAGCCAAGGCCCUGCCGGACAGCAGGGUCAGGCCCUCCCUUGAUGCACCUGAUUCGUCACACAUGUGGCGGGUGUCGCACAGGGAAAGUUCUCGACAAGAGCGCCCUCCUUUGUCUCUUCUCGCACCUGCCAGCGAUGGUUUUCGAGAGAUUCUUCGAUCUCCUCGACGAAGACGGAGACGAGAGAGUGGAUCUGAAGGAAUUCUGCAAGGGUUUGGACAUGUUUUGCAGUCAGGACGAAGAAAAGCUGCUGCGUUUCCUCUUCAAUUUACACCGCGAGACCGAGGAAUUCAGCGAGCGCGCGCAAAGGGACGAGACCUGUGGAGAGGAAGGCGAAACGGAAAGGGAAGGAUUUCCGGGAGGCAGGGAAAACAAAAGGAGAUCAAGACUUGUCGGCGUCAUGGAGACAAAUCGAUAUCCUUUCAGUCACGGCGCUCCGCCCCGCGCACAGCCUCACUCCGCUAGUAGCGACGAAGCCUCCCCAACUUCAUAUUCUUUUGCCUCGGCCUUGACGUCCGGUGCGUCCUCGUCUUCCGAAGAAGAGGAGGAAGACUCUCUGCGAUUCGACGAAAAAGACCAACUCGUGCGGAAACGCAUCGACGAAAUCGUUGAAGCUGCUUUCCAACAUAAACAGAGGAAACCCGACAGAGACUUCCGAAACUUGUUCUCGUUUCCCUCGCAUGCCGCCAAGGGGCAAAGAGGAAGGGAAAGAAUUCCACCUCCUCUGUCGCAACCCAUUCGAAAAGAAGAAGGCCUCACCUUCGAGGAGUUCCUCGCCGCUCUAGAACAAAACAGAGAAAUACACGACGAAAGGGCGACGAUUCUUUCCUUGUCGAAUACCGGAGGAGAGUUGCAGAGAAGCGGGAGGAUUUGCCUCGGAACUAACCUUCCUGCUCUCUCUGACUCCACAUCGUCCUCUUCCUCCUCCUCUUCUUCCUCUUCCGCUUCUUCCUCUUCCUCUUCUUCCGCUUCUUCCUCUUCCUCUUCUUCCGCUUCCUCCUCUUCCUCUUCUUCCGCUUCCUCCUCUUCCUCUUCUUCGGUUCCAAAGAGCGAAGAGGGACAGCGAGAAGGAAACACGGAUUUCUGUGGGCAGCAAACGAGACAGCCGAAGCAGACGCCUGGCAGUUUUGCGAGCGGCGACCGAGGCGAAGAAGCGCAGAAGCAGGAACACGCGGCAGGCGAGCGAAAGCGUGGACUAAACGAGAAGAGACAUCGUUCCCUUGGACACCUUCUGUCUCUCGUCGUGCCGCUCGGCCCCACGCCUCUGCUAACGACAGGCGAGAGACGCAGGCGACGCAGCCUGGCGCACGGCCUGUUCUUCUCCUCCCUAGCCUCCUCCGUGUAUGAGGUCGGCGGGAGGGGCGCAGACCUCCGGCGUCCCGCGCAGGCGGCUUCGAUUCGAGAGCGAAGAGACUCCGACGAAGAGGAAGCGGAGACUGCGGAAGACACGGAGGCGGAAGCCCCCGAAGAACGACGCGAGCGCGAAGCGGAGAAAAGAGACUUCCGAGACAGAGACGCUCGCAGCGGCGCCUCAGCAACCCAGCUGCUCUGGGGAGGAGAGCGCAGGCGGGAAGAGAGAAGAGGAUGCGAAGGAAGGAGAGUCGAGGAAGACAGUGCUAGGAGAGGAAGGAGAGAGAGUUCGUCGGGCCGGCUGUCGAAAGGGAGAAGCGCAGUGGGAGCGGCAAUCACGGAAGGCGCGCGUGCCCUGCUGUCUCGGUUUGGCUUGGCGAAGGCUGAUCGCGACCGCGAAUCUUAUCUCCUCAAUUUUCUGGAUGCAGACGAGGAACUCCAGAUGCACGGCUGGUUGUGGAAAAUCGGUCAGCACUUCGGGGCUUGGGUUCGACGCUACUACUUUCUCACCGGAAAACACCUCUGGUGGCAGUCGCAGAUUCUUAGCACCCGACCGGCGCACUGCUUGUACCUUCACGGUUGCUCUGUCCAUGCCCUCGUAGAUGACCCCUUCGGGAUGAGGGCGCCGCAGCCCGCCAGCGCAACGUCUCCGACCUUCACGUCGCCUGUCGCCGGCACGCACGGCCGCUACGCGUUGGAGAUCAUCAAGCCGAACGGCCGCGUGGGAAAGCGCCUGUAUGCGGUCACUGCUGACGAGCGGCAAGCGUGGUUGGAAGCUUUGCAGCUUGCCUGUGGCGUCGAGGAUUUCCACGACUUCUACUGCCUCCAUGCAGAGGAGGUUCUCGGACAGGGAAAAUAUGGGACGGUGAAGCUUGCUCACGAGAAAGCAACCGGGAAGAUGGUAGCCGUGAAAAUCCUCGACAAGGGAAGCAUCCAGUCGCAGGAAGACAGAGAGUUCACACGGCGCGAGAUGGAAGUUGUGAAGGUUUUGCAACAUCCAAAUCUCGUGCAAACACUCGACGUGUUCGACCGAACUGGUCCUGCUCCGUAUGCGUACAUUGUCAUGGAGCUGCUGCCUCAUCGUGAUCUCGGGUGUCUCAUUCGUCUCACCAGGGUCAUCCAGUAUUUGAGCUUGAAGUUGCUGCUUCGACAGCGUAGGCGCUUUCUCCAGGCACGCGGAAGUGUCCCUGAAACGACUCAGCCAGUUGUGAUUUCCUCGCUUCCUCGUCCCAGUCCUCUCCUCUUUCCGCCUCUCUCUGCUGCUCCGUCUCCCUUCCGGAAUCCCGAACUCGGCGACGCCGUCCCUCCGGUCCGCGCCGCCUCUCCCGAUGCGUCUGCUGUGCUCCCUUCUUCGUCUUCUUCCUUCGCUGCUUCCGAAGCGUUCGCUGCGUCUUCUCUCGAGGAAAGUUUCUUGGAGACCGACUUCAGCAUGGACGGCAGAUGGCUCCUCGAAGAACAUGUGAUCUUGCGAAUCGUCACCGGCCUCUUGAAGGCGACUCGCCACAUGCAUUCCAAGGGCGUCGUGCACCGCGACUUAAAACCGGAAAACCUGCUUCUUCUCCUCUCUGCGGCGCCUGGGGAGGCCCCGGACGCGCGCGACUGUCGGCGAAAAGACGAAGAAAGAAAUUGCCAGGAGCCGGACGCAGCCCCGGAGACAGCGCGACGGCCAGGGCGGUGGGACCUGUCGGCCAGUGGCGGAGAUCGGGCGAGCCAGAGAGAGAGAAACCGCGCACGCGGCACGAGUGGGGAGACAAACGACGAAAGCGCAGGAGAGAGACAGGAAACAGCGCUGCAGUGGAGGGAGCACCAAGCCAGCAUCGCGCCGCGAACCGAGCGGAGAGACAGUCCGUUCCCGCCGCCGACGAUUGUCAUUCGGAACGUUGAAGGCGGCAUCAUCUGGCGAUCCCCGUGCGCCGCCUCUCGUGUUCUGCCUUUCUGCUCUCUUUCCAAUCCGUUCGCACCUCACGCGCGUUCUGCCUCGAGCUCGUCUCGUGCAGAACGAGAAAGAGGACGCGAAGCUCCAGGUUCGCGGCCUCGUCCCUUCUCCUUCAACGCCUCUCCCCCGCGCCAGCUGGAGAGAGAGAACGGAGCAACGGGACAUAGCCAAGGGGGGACGGGAGCACGCGUGGCAGGCGCGCCGACUCCUGGGCCCGGAAACAGGCAGAACGCCGACGAACCCCCUCGUGACUCUUCCAGUCGGUUCCCACGAUCCGGAUCCCUCCUCGGCGUCGUCCAACCCUCUGUAGCUUCUGGGUACCCUUCUGCCUCUGACGCGACUCCGCUCUUGUUCUACCAGCCUCCUGCCUCACUUCCUUUCCCUGCUGCCGCGCGUUCUUCUCCUCCUCUGUCUCCCUUUUCGUCUUCGACUCCGUCGUCUCGCGCCCAAGGUGAAGGCGAGAGAUCGUAUACAUCUUCGCCGUCGUCUUCUCUGCCAGCUUCGGUUUUCUCGGCUCCUCGUCCUGCAUGGCACUCCAGCGACGGCUUGAUCGAAGACCUCAAGGAUUUCCCGAAGUCGAUCUUGACUGCAGACGAGCGGAAAGAACUCGAGGAGUGGGUGCCGGCGUUUCUGUCUCGGUCGGGGUGCAAAAAGCAUCUCCUCUGCCCCUCGCGGCCUCUCUAUGGCCGCAGUCCGCCUCUCUCACGCUAUGCGGGGUGUACCUACACCUCGCGGCAGCGCUCCUCGUCCUUCUCUGCGCAGGCGUUACUCCGCGACGGGGCUCGCUCGCUUUCCCUUUUUCUGGCGAACGGCGGAAGACAACUGGGCGUUGGCAGGUGGUUUGGAGGACGCCAGGAAGAAGAGAGCGAGGCCGAAAGAAUCGACAGACGCGAGCGUGAGCUCGAAGCGAGUCAGCGGAGGAGAUCCGCGAGGCAGAGAGCAGCGCCGAAUCCGCUGUCAAGAUUCCAAUCCAACGACAUGAUUCUGGAAGAAAGAGACGUAGGCAACACAGAUGCCGGUCGGAAUCUGCAACCGCGAGCGGAGCCAGAUGGAGAGAAAGACGGAGAAGGAGAACGCGGCGACUCCGACUACGGGGGGCGCAAGCGGCAGGACAGAACAGAUCGCCGAGGAUUAGACGAAGCUUCUCGUCCGUCUUCUGCUCCUUCUUCCUUUUUUCCGGCUUCUUCUCCGCCACCUUCUCUCUCCCUGUCUUCUCCGCGCGGAGCGACUGAGGGCAGCGGUUCGAGCGCGGGGAGCGGCCGGGGAUCGGGGCAGCCCGAUAUAGGGAGCGACUCUGGGCAAGGCGACUCGAUGCGCCGCCAGGAAGCCUGCAGGGAUCGCGGAACGCAACAACGCAGCGUUCCAGCGUCUCCACUUUCCACGCAGUUCCUCACGGUUCCAGGGCCCCGUCUCUUGCCGUUUUUCGAGCCUCUGCCCACGCCUUCGCGUUCGCGGCCGACCGGUUCUCUCGCGCCUCCCCCGCGUCCUGGCGUCCCUGCUGCUCCGUCUCGGGGGGAGAGAGGUCGACGGCGGUACUCGUCUCCUUCGGCUGUUUCAGAGGUUUCGCGGCGGGAAGCCAGCGAGACUCAGGGCGUUCGGCGAGCGGGCCGCCGCCACGCCUCACUGCCUGCUUCUCAAGGCGCGCCGCUGCCUGAUGAGAGAGGGGCGCUCGAGGGGUUGUCUGCUGCCUCUCAGCCUCAAGCCUCCUCACAGUUAAGUUCUCCUCGUUCUCCUUCCCCUGAUGAAGCGCCGAGCUCGCUCGACUCUGGAGAUCGCAGCCGUCAGGACGUGUGUAGAUCUCUCCCCGUCAACGUCUCCUCUCGCUCGUCGUCCGAGACAGUAGCUUCGCCCGCGAGGCAGGACGAGGCGGCCGCGCUGCAGUCUCCUCUCCUGGAAGCGCUGGCGCCGACGCGAACCUCUUCCUCUCCGUCUUCGGUCUGUUCUCGGUCGCCUUUGUGUCGGCCUCGGCCACAGGCAGGCAACGAGGCAGAGAGGCUCCAGUGGUGCAUGCGCGUGUUGAGGCAGAUCCAGGAGCGCUUAGUUUCCAUCAAGGUCGCGGAUUUCGGCUUCUCGGCUGUGUUGGCUCCGAACUGGCGUGCGUCCGACUCGCUCGGGACGCUCGCGUACGCUGCCCCGGAGGUGUUGGUAGGGCUCGAGUACGACAAAGCAGUGGAUAUGUGGAGCAUCGGCGUCAUCACCUUCGAACUUCUCUCACAAGGCGUUCUCCCCUUUCAAGGGAAAACGGAGCAGCAAAUCGGCGCAUCUAUUCUCGAGGGGCACUACUCCUUCGACUUCGGGCUCCACCGGCGCAUCGGACCGUUCUCUCCACGGACCGUUUCCGGCGCCGCGCGGGAUUUUGUCUCUCGCCUUCUCUGUCACCCUGCGCGCCGAAUGAAUAUCGAAGAAGCUCUCAACCACCCCUGGAUCGCAAAUGCAGAAAACGACCUGACUGCGCCUCCUUCACCCAAACGAUUCUUCGUGUCUUAA
Molecule: messenger RNA, 6057 nt
Organism: Neospora caninum
Lineage: Eukaryota; Apicomplexa; Conoidasida; Eucoccidiorida; Sarcocystidae
Product: putative CAM Kinase, RAD family
Exons: 16
Coding region: 1-6057 (2018 amino acids)
Biological process (GO): protein autophosphorylation; peptidyl-serine phosphorylation; autophagosome organization
Cellular component (GO): cytoplasm; autophagosome
Molecular function (GO): ATP binding; protein serine/threonine kinase activity; calcium ion binding
Source: RefSeq, a predicted model, not a curated record